Messenger RNA from Stylonychia lemnae, 1311 nucleotides. Lineage: Eukaryota; Ciliophora; Spirotrichea; Sporadotrichida; Oxytrichidae. The record is from the annotation of a GenBank genome assembly.
AUGGCAGAAAUAUAAUUUUAGAACAUUACAGAAUCAGUUAAACCAAAUACUAUAUACAGCCCUUAACUUCAAAUUAUUACCAAUUCCAAUCAUAAAGAGAGUUAUGAGGAAAAUUUGAACAACGAAAUUUAAGAUCUUGAAAACUAAGAUCAUCAGAAUACCACAUAAUUGAGUACCAGAGAGCUAUUAGAACAAUAAAGCAAAAUUAGUGAAUUUUAAACAAAUUCAGAAAAUGGUUCCUCAAAUCAAUCAGAAGAAGAGGAUGAUGUUUAGGAAAGUGAAGAAAGCAAUGAUGAAGAAUCUCUACAAUAAUCUAAUACUAAUCAUUUUUCUGUAUGCGAAAUCUGUUUUGAGGAAGAUUCUAUCUUUAAUUUGGUAAGAUUAAAUUGCGGUCACAGUUAUUGCGAAGAUUGUUUGAAAAUAAUGGCAAUUUAUUUGAUUGAUAUGACAGGUGAAAUUCAUAAAUUAAAAUGUCCAAACUCUCAAUGUCCUGCAGUACUAGCAAGAAAUGUUAUUGAAGAUCUUUUAGAUAGCUAACAGUAUCAAAAAUACCUAGGAUUAGUGUAAAAUCAUGAAUUAGUUUUAAACAAAGAUAAAAGGUUUUGUCCAACACCAGAUUGCUCUAACAUUCUUGAAAAAAGCAGUUUUAUCAUUUCCUCUAAAGUUCUUUGCAAUAAAUGUAAUAACAAUAUUUGCUUUGAUUGCUAAUCAAUUUGGCAUUAAGGAAAAUCUUGCAGGUAAUUUUAAAAAGAGUAAAAUCUUAGUUGGGCACUUGAAAAUGAAGUUUAGAAAUGCCCCAAAUGCAAAGUAAUGAUUGAGAAAAAUGACGGUUGUGAUCAUAUGACCUGCUACAAUUGCCAGCACUAUUUUUGCUGGUGUUGUGGAUUCCCUGUUGACCAUAUUUUGCAUAAUGAGGACAUCUAAAAAUAUCUUUUUAACUAAAUCUGUGAAGAUGAAUAAUAAAUCAAAUUAAGCAAACUUAUACUGACUUACAUUUUACUAGCAAUAGCAGUAUAAAUUAUUAGCGCUCUUAUUUUUUCAAUCGGUAUUGUAUUGUAUUGGAUUAUUGCACCAUUUAUUCUAUAUCAUAACAUAACAGCUGUUUAUAAAGGAGUCUUGGUUAAAAAAGUAGUUUUUUAUCUCCUAUUUAUUGGAUAUCCUGCUUUUAUUUGCUUGGGUUUAGUAACUGGUGCAAUUUUAGGAUCAACAUAUUUGGUAUUUGGGAUAAUUCCUAUGGGAGUAGUUCAUUCGUAUCAUUUGAUAAAAAUAGUUAGCUGGAAGAGAUAAGGCAAAAGCUUUAGAGCAAAAUGA